CUAGGCAAUAACCAUGAGACGAUACAACACUCGAAGUACUGCCUGUCAACCUCAACUGGUACUUGGCACUUCAUCUUCGAUACCACACAACACUCGCUGAUAAGGCUAGGCUAUGGCGCCCUCGCCAGUCCAGUCCUCUACGCAGUCAAGACCAAGAUACACACGAUCCAAGUCGGGAGCGCAGGUAGCGCUGAUCAGAGCUAAGAGGAAUAAACAACAACCCAUUCCGACCUACGACCCUUCCAAACAUGGCUUCCUGGAUCUGCCCGGUGAAGCGCGCAAUCUGAUCUACGAUCUUGUGGUCCAAGAUAUGCCAUGCGCCGGUACCCUCAACCUUUACACCUUCCGCAUACCUACCCCAUCGAUGGCUCUUGCGUGUAAAGAGAUCUUCGGCGAAGUCAUGGGUUACGUGGUCCAAAACUUGAGUUUCGCUGGACAGGUGAUAAACCUGGCGGUGGGUUUGACUUUUCCGUCACCCAGACUCCUUUGCUCUCUGUCAGCACUCGUCUCUAUCUGGAUGCUUGUGCCGCUGCUGGCAUGCACUUCAGCCUCAGACAUCUCAAUUUCUGCGCCCCUUGCUCUCAUGGUACAAGUCCUUUCUCGAAGCGCUGUCACUGGGAUCUCGAGAUCACGGACGACAAAGCUACUGUCACAGCCUCAAGAACAGAUGCAGAGACAGACGCUUGUGUGCGGAUCUGGCAGACAAACAUGGAAAAGGGCGUGAUGGGAAUCAUGCAGCAGCACAGGACCAAGUCUCUCGGUGUCGCUGAACGAGACGCUUUUCGGCAGCUUCUUUCUCGGUUCAGUCUACACGGUCACUUUAGAGGCAGAUCUACUCGCCCUGAGGCUUUGGAUUCUGAGGAUGCUGAGAUGAUCAGGUUGAAGGGGGGGUAUCUUGGUUGUCAUCUUGAGACUCAUCCAUGGGAGUUUUAUCAGAUAAGCUCAGACUAAAUAGAUUGAGGACAAAGCAUGCAGGAUAGUGUCAAAGAGGACUGGUUAGCAAGAGAAGGAAGAGGUGACGAGGCCCUUGCGCAAACAUGCCAAUACCGAAGCAGUCACUUAUGUUGGCAUGGACUAUUCGUACGAGAUACGAUAUAAAUGCACCGAGCUCGAGUGUUUCAGAUAGUGGUACCAUGGACAGGGUGGUCCCCGUAACAAGUGAUGCACGG
This is a messenger RNA of Aureobasidium subglaciale EXF-2481, 1169 nucleotides long. RefSeq lists its product as uncharacterized. The transcript has a single exon. The record is from RefSeq and is a predicted model, not a curated record. Bases 113 to 724 code for a protein of 203 amino acids. NCBI's taxonomy places the organism in Eukaryota, Fungi, Ascomycota, Dothideomycetes, Dothideales, Saccotheciaceae.